This is a messenger RNA of Trichobilharzia szidati, 2455 nucleotides long. Lineage: Eukaryota; Metazoa; Platyhelminthes; Trematoda; Strigeidida; Schistosomatidae. The record is from the annotation of a GenBank genome assembly.
AUUUAUUUGUAUGAUUUCGACAUCAUUUUUAUCGCAACAGAUUUGUUUUACUUCACCCAAGUCACCCAGAGCCGGCCAUUUGUCACCGCAUGGUUGUUCCGUACGAAUCAUUGACAGUGCUUGUAUAAGAUGCUGUACAGCGUCUUGUUAUGGUGACGGUGGAUUUCAUCAAGGAUGCUGAGCCAUUACUAGCCAAACCUUGAGGGAUGAUAUAUGGGUAAGUGACUUCAAUUGUUUCUGUAGAUCUGUGCAGCUUCUACUACAAGACAAAUACAACAGAAGAGGCGAGCAGCAAAGUACCAAAGGGCAGAGAAAGAGUACAUGGAGUGGGACAUAUAUGUUUAUAUUCGUUGUACAUUUUAAUUUGGUGAACAAAUAUUUAUUCCCACUAGGGCUUUAUAUGCAUCUAUGCUACCAGUUUAUCUAUAGCUUUUAGAGAAGUAAAGGUAUUUAAGCGCGUUUAGGUACUGUAGCAGACUAAUAGUUGAUUCGUUCUAGGAAUAAAUAGUUUAUUUAUAUAAUCGGUAGAGUGAAACAGUCUGUACAGAGAGCGUUUGAAACUUAUAACCGUAUUGUAGUUCCUGACUUCUAGGGGCAGGUUGUUCCAUAUUUUAGAAUACGUGACUGUGAAGAAGUUUUCGCGGAGUGCUGACUUAAUGGCUUUUAUUGUCACUGUGCAAGUUUGGUUACGCAGAUCGUAGGAGCCUUCUUGUGCGAAUUGUAUGUCCUUACUGUCUGAGAAUGAUAUUUUGUGUAGGACCUUAUAGAAGAAUACACUUGUCGCGCGCUGUUUGAAAAAAUGAGUGCUUUUUUCACAUACUUGACAAAUCGCUGUUUUUGUUGUGUUAUUCACUUCAAGAACAUUUUUAGAAAUUUAACUUGACUUUUGUCUGUUAAGCUUUGAUUUUAAACACUUAUAUAGUCUCUAUUGGGUAAAUUGUCUUGGCUGUUCCAGUAGUUCAUUAUGUCAAAAGUACCACAUAGAUGUAAUAGGGCGGAGUGUUACUUUUUGGUAGAUGAUGGAAUACAGUGCAAUAACUGUAAAAAGUGGUAUCAUAAGAUGUGUACUGGAUUACGUCCAACUGCAUACAAACGUUGUAGUGCUCCAACAUCCCACCGGAUGUGCAGAAUGUGUUGCUCCCCAAAGAUGACUUUGAUAGGGGAGGCUCACGAACUACUGUCUAAGGCCAUGGAACUUCCUGAUGAGAGCGUGGCUAGUAACAGUGACACAGACUGCCCGUCUGAAGAUGACGCCAUAUUCAUCGACCUUAGCAAGGCGUUUGACAGGGUUUCUCAUUCAGGUCUUCUAGUAAAGUUAGGUAGUCUGGGAAUCAAUAAAGUGGUUACCGACUGGAUUCAAGACUUUCUAAAGGACAGAAGACAAAGAGUACGAGUUAACGGGGUUUCAUCAACAUGGGAAUCGGUUAAGAGUGGUGUUCCUCAGGGUACAAUUCUAAGCCCACUUCUUUUCCUGAUUUAUGUCAACGAGAUUCCAUCGGUAGUUAAUUCAUCCUGCUUACUGUUUGCUGAUGACAUCAAGAUAUGGAGGGCUUUACACGAUGACAGUGACCAACUUGCUUUGCAGGAAGAUUUAAACUUGUUAAGUGAUUGGUGUAAGCACUGGGCCUUGGAGAUUAACUUAAACAAGAGUGUAGUUAUGCAUGCAUCCCAUAGUCACGUGCACAAUUACUCAAUGAAUGGCAUUGCUCUCCCAGUGGUCACUGAGUACAAGGACUUGGGAGUGGUUGUGCAGCAUGACUUGAAAACAGCAACAAACUGCAGAGCUGCAGCCACUAAGGGUUUUCGAAUAUUAUGGGUCAUAAGCAAGGCUUUUGCGAACUUUGACGCUGAUAUAUUUCGUAUAUUAUAUUCGACUUAUAUCAGACCUCAUUUGGAAUAUGGGAUCCAGGCAGCGAGCCUGUGUUUCAAAUACGAAAUAGACUUAUUAGAAAGGGUGCAAAGAGUAGGAACUAAGCUAAUAAAGGGUUUCUCAACCCUCUCAUAUGAGGAGAGGUUAAGUCGACUGGGUUUAUUUCCACUGUCAUACAGACGACUUAAGGGUGACCUAAUACUAGCAUAUCGUAUCCUAAGAAAUGAUUUUGGAUCUAAUUUAUCUAAUUUAUUUCUUCCUUCUAGCACCAACCAAUUGCGAGGACAUCACCUCAACUUUUAAUAACCACGGUCGAAUCGUCUGCGUUUGGAGAUCCGUCUUUCGCACUGAAUUGUGAACAAUUGGAACUCUCUACCGGAACAUGUCGUAGCAGCGCCAUCCGUUGAUUCAUUCAAGGCGAGAUUGCACCUCCUGUAUGUAACAAAUCAAAAGGAUGAACACAGGCAUAUAGCCUGCUAUCCUAAAUAAACUGCAAAAUGUAAACUAUAAUUAGUCGUCUUGUCCAGAGUGGGUCAAGUUGUAGAAUCAUGCACCGUGAGAUGUAGUCCUUCUUACAUUCGUAGC